AUGCAUCUUUCAAGGUCUCUGGCCUUCUUUGGCCUCUGCUUGGCCCCUGUGCUGGCUGCCUGGCCAAACGGACCAUUCACUACGUCUGGCCGAUGGAUCAAGAACGCUGCUGGCAACACCGUCACUCUUGCCGGUGCCAACUGGCCCGGUCACGGCGAGGUGAUGGUCCCCGAGGGCCUUCAGUAUCAGUCAAUCCAGGAAGUCAUUGCUGAUCUCAAGUCGAUCGGUAUGAAUGCCAUUCGACUGACCUUUGCCACGGAACUGGUUAACCAGAUCUACGACAACAACGGCGAGGAUGUUGAUAUUCAAACGGCUUUUGAAGAAGGACUGGGCAAGGAGAAUGGAACUAUUGUCUUGAAGAAGGUCCUGGAGAACAACCCAUCUUUCACACCUCAGACGAAGCGACUGGAGGUGUAUGAUGCUAUUGCUGCUGAAUGCCUCAAGCAGCAUGUCUACAUCAACCUUGACAACCACAUCUCUACUGGAAAAUGGUGCUGCGGCGGUACAGACGGCAACACCUGGUGGGGAGACACCGAGUUUGACGCUGACAAAUGGGCUCGUGGCAAUGCCUACAUGGCGGCUCACAGUCGAAGCUGGCCUGCCAAGAUCUCCCAGUCUCUCCGCAAUGAGCCCCGACCUCCCACCAACAACGAAGACCUCCGCAGCAAGUCGUACAACUGGAGAGACUUGUACAAGUUCAUGCGCCAAGGAGCUGAUGCCGUCCAUGAGGCCGACCCUAAUAGUCUCAUCAUUAUCUCUGGUCUGAACUAUGACACUUUUGUCACUCCUCUCUUCACAGGAGCCGCGUUGGAUCCAAGCACCCAAACGUUCAGCCGAGAUGACUUUGCCGGGUAUGGUGAGAAGCUUGUCUUGGAGAUUCACAAUUAUGAGAACAGCAUUGGAAGCUGCAGCUCACUUCGAUACAACCUCUACACCAAGGGGUUCCAGGCUAUGAACGCAUCGGAUCCCGCCACUAAGAAUGUCUUCCCUGUCAUGCUCACCGAGUUUGGACACUCGAUGGAGGGCGACAACUACAGCAAGGCCAAGACAUACAUGAGCUGUCUUUCAGAGUAUCUGCCUGAGGCUCAAGCAAGCUGGUUCAUCUGGGUUAUUGUUGGUCGAUACUACACCAGACAGGGUAUUCAAGAGUUUGACGAUUCUUGGGGAAUCAAGAAGCCCGACUGGUCUGGAUGGAGGAAUGAUCAGUACAUUAAGGACUAUCUUGUCCCGCAGGUUAAGGGAACCGUGGCGGGGAACAAGGACUAG
Messenger RNA from Fusarium keratoplasticum, 1266 nucleotides. RefSeq names its product Cellulase domain-containing protein. The transcript is spliced from 3 exons. Gene Ontology annotation, molecular function: hydrolase activity, hydrolyzing O-glycosyl compounds. The record is from RefSeq and is a predicted model, not a curated record. Bases 1 to 1266 code for a protein of 421 amino acids. NCBI's taxonomy places the organism in Eukaryota, Fungi, Ascomycota, Sordariomycetes, Hypocreales, Nectriaceae.